This is a messenger RNA of Lycium barbarum (goji berry), 495 nucleotides long. RefSeq names its product protein AGENET DOMAIN (AGD)-CONTAINING P1-like. The transcript has a single exon. The record is from RefSeq and is a predicted model, not a curated record. Lineage: Eukaryota; Viridiplantae; Streptophyta; Magnoliopsida; Solanales; Solanaceae. The coding region runs from base 1 to 495 and encodes 164 amino acids.
AUGGCGAUGAUGUCAAAGGCAAUAAAAUCAAUAGCAUUCAAGAAACAACAAACAACAAAAGUAUUCCAAAAGGGUGAUGAAGUUGAAGUGGCAAGUCAAGAAUACGGCUUCAUAGGUUCUUACUACACAGCAACUAUUAUUUCUUCCGUUGGCGCUUAUCAUUACAAAGUCAAGUUCAAAACUCUGUUGACUGAUGACGAGUCUGCGCCGCUAGAGGAUAUUGUCACUGCCGCUGAGGUCCGCCCUGUGCCACCUCAUCAACAUGAAAUAAUGUCGGAAAAUAACUUCCGUAUGUACGACAUGGUUCAUGUAUUUUCCAAUGAUGGAUGGUGGUUUGGAUUUAUCAGUGGAAAAAUAGGACAAGAGUACUAUGUCUACUUCCCUACAACUGCCGAUGACAUUGCAUAUCCUCCUCAUGUGUUGAGAUUUCAUCAAGAAUGGUCUAAUGGCAAGUGGAUAUCUCUUCCAAGACUAGGAAGGAUUUUUGACUUAUAA